AUGAAGCUACAGAGCGGUUUUCCAUUGCUACUCCAACAAUACAAGGCGCUUUUCUGGAAAAACCUUCUGCUUUCAUGGCGGAACAAGAGAGCUACUUUUCUCCAACUCUUUGCUUCCUUCUUCUUCUUCCUCAUCCUCUUCUUCAUUGAAAACACUAUGGAGGUUCGCUUCUCGUCCUCGACCUCAAACAACAGGUCAGUUAUGGAUCCUUUGCCUCUAAUCUCUCCCCCAAUCCCGCCAUGCGAGGACAAGAACUACAUCAAGCUUCCCUGCUUCGACUUCGUCUGGAGCGGAAACCAAAGUGCUAGGAUCACAAGCAUUGUUAGUGCAAUCAUGGCCAACAAUCCUCGGAGACCAAUUCCUUCUAGUAAGGUCAAAUCGUUUAGUACAACUGCGGAAGUAGAUGAAUGGUUGAAUGAUAAUCCCAUGCACUGUCCUGGAGCUUUGCAUUUUUGGGAGAGAAACGCCACAGUAAUCAGCUAUGGAAUACAGACUAAUUCGACUGCCAUUGCGAAGCGGUCGAGUUACGAAGAUCCCUUAUUUAAGUUUCGAAUCCCGCUUCAGAUUGCUGCAGAGCGCGAAAUUGCAAGGUCUCUAAUAGGAGUGCCGGACUUCAGCUGGGUUAUGGCGCUGAAAGAAUUCGCUCAUCCCGCGAUAGAAACGUUCUCCGCGAUGGCCUCAGGAGGACCAGCUUGUUUCCUUGCAAUUGCCAUGUUCAGUUUUGUCUUUCAAAUCAGUUCCUUAGUCUCCGAGAAGGAACUAAAGCUUCGUCAGGGGAUGACAAUGAUGGGCCUUUAUGAUUCAGCGUACUGGUUGUCAUGGCUCACUUUCGAUGGAAUUCUCACACUUCUUUCUUCGCUUUUCAUUGUUUUCUUUGGCUCCGUGUUUCAGUUUGAGCUCUUCUUGAACAAUAGCUUUGCUCACGUAUUUCUAGUGUUUUUCCUAUUCCAACUCAAUAUGCUUGGAUUCGCCUUCAUGUUAUCUGUCUUCAUAAGCAAGUCAUCUUCAUCUACAUUUCUUGGUUUCUCCAUUUUUAUUGCUGGCUCAAUGACCCAGCUUGUUACAGUAUUUGGAUUUCCUUACGAUCGGGGAAUCUCUAAGGUAUACCAAGCUGUUUGGUCGUUUUUUCCGCCAAAUCUUCUUGCUGAAGCUCUAUUGCUGCUUAACCAAGCAACUCCACAUAAUGCUGGUGUUGUCUACAAUAGGCGAAUAAGCAAAGCAAAGUGCGGUGCAGAUCAUGAAGAAUGCCUGAUAACCUUGAAUUAUAUUUACAAAUGGCUUCUGGGUACAUUCUUUCUUUGGAUUGUAUUCGCAAUCUACUUGGAUAAUGUUAUUCGAAACGCAUCCGGCGUUAGGAAACCAGUGUUUUAUUUUCUAAAACCUGGGUACUGGACAGGGAAAGGUGGAAAUGAAUUGGAAGAUAGUGGCAUCUGUAGUUGUACAAGUUCGACUUCUGCUCAUGAAGAACAUAUUCUUCCAGAUGACGAAGAUGUUCAGGAAGAGGAAAAAAUUGUGAAACAACAAACUAGGGAGGAGAUAGAGGACACAAAUGUUGCUGUUCAAAUACGCGGCUUUACAAAGACAUAUCCUAGUACCAUAGACAUGACCAGUUGCGGUAAAUGCAAGAAACGUUCACCUUACCAUGCUCUCAAGGGUUUAUGGCUGAACAUUGUAAAGGAUCAAUUGUUUUGUCUACUUGGACCAAACGGAGCGGGGAAGACCACAACAAUCAAUUGUUUGACUGGGAUCAUAUCGGUGACUGAUGGAGACGCAUUGAUUUACGGGUAUUCCCUACGAAGCUCCACUGGCUUGUGGAAUGUCCGAAAACUGAUAGGAGUUUGUCCUCAGUUUGAUGUUCUUUGGGACUCACUGACUGGCCAAGAGCACCUCUUUAUCUUUGCUAGUAUUAAGGGACUAAAUCCAACGUCAAUACAAUCGGUUAUCGAAAAGUUAUUAGCAGAGACGGGCCUCACUGAGGCGGCCAGAGUGAGAGCUGUCCAUUACAGCGGAGGAAUGAAACGCCGCCUUAGUGUUGCGAUGGCCCUCAUCGGCGAUCCGAAAUUGGUCAUUCUGGAUGAACCUACAACUGGUAUGGAUCCAAUAACAAGAAGGCAUGUUUGGGACAUCAUUGAGGAUGCGAAGAAAGGGCGCGCAAUAGUGCUGACAACGCACUCGAUGGAAGAAGCGGACAUACUAGGCGACAGGAUCGGAAUAAUGGUAAAGGGUAUGCUCCGAUGCAUUGGCACUUCGAUCAGAUUGAAGUCUCGGUUCGGGGCUGGUUUUAUUGCUAAUGUGAUUUUCACAAGUGGCGCCAAUGGGCAAAAUCUUUCAAGUAGAGAUGAAAUUGAUAGAGCUCAUUGUGAGGAUGUCAAGCAAUUGUUUGAGCAAAAGUUAGAUAUUGUGCCAAAGGAGGAGAAAAAAUCCUUUUUGACUUUUGUCAUUCCUCGUGAUAGAGAGGUUCUUUUAUCGAAUUUCUUUGCGGAGCUCCAAGACAAAGAAAGCGAACUCGGUAUAGCAGACAUUCAACUUGGCCAGACAACUCUUGAAGAAGUUUUCUUGAACAUUGCGAGGCGGGCAGAGUUAGAACCGAAUCUGAAGAGAAUCGUAGAUGGAUUAUGGUAG
Morus notabilis is the source of this 2622-nucleotide messenger RNA. RefSeq names its product ABC transporter A family member 2. The coding region runs from base 1 to 2622 and encodes 873 amino acids. Gene Ontology annotation, molecular function: ATP binding; ATP hydrolysis activity; lipid carrier activity. NCBI's taxonomy places the organism in Eukaryota, Viridiplantae, Streptophyta, Magnoliopsida, Rosales, Moraceae. The record is from RefSeq and is a predicted model, not a curated record. The transcript is spliced from 15 exons. Gene Ontology annotation, biological process: lipid transport; transmembrane transport. Gene Ontology annotation, cellular component: membrane; intracellular membrane-bounded organelle.